AGCGAUGGCUGAUUAUCUAACAAACGUUCCGAAUUGGUUUGCGACAAAUUAUUGAACAUGUACCAUCGUAGAUAAGACCACAUUUUGAACAAGAGCCUAAGAAAACCUCAUGCAACGUGUUUUUGCUCCCAAAGCUGUAUUUCGGCCUCUUAUUUAACAUCUUUUUAUCAUUUCACAACACUGGCUGAUUUGGGAGACAUUAGUGACAUCACCGGUAGUCGGUAGAACUGGACGUGUAUGUAUGUUUGCCCGUGCGCGUGCAGAUGUGUGUCAUCACUGUCAUCACGAGAGAACGGUGACUAAUGAACUCGGGACGGAUGUUCGGUUUUUAAUCCGCGUUAUAACGCGAUUAAAUGCGGUUUUCGUCGUUCGUCGACGAAAUAUCAACGAGGGUCCAUUAUUCCGGCAUGGAGUAACUUGACAGCUCGACGUGUCACGUUGGUUAUCGUAUCGCACGAGGUGUAAUCUGAGGAUCCACAUAAUUAUUUGUUCAAUCGAUUGAUCCGUCACGAUGGAGCACGCGACGAGCGACUCGCACGACGAUUACACGGAAAUAAUCCAAAAGCUUCCCGUUUAUCUGAAAUUGGGUUACGGUACGGGUCAUGUGCUGAAUGACAUUUGCGCUUCCAUGUGGUUCACUUAUCUUCUGGUGUUCUUUCAUCUGGUGCUCGGUUUCGAUCCGACCUUAGCCGGAGUUGUGUUACUCAUCGGCCAAGUGGCGGACGCGCUUGUCACUCCGUUUGUCGGUUUCCAAUCCGACAGACAAGACGACUUCUGGCUGUGUAGAUACGGUAGAAGAAAAGCCUGGCAUUUGAUAGGCACUAUCUGUGUGUUGUUCGGAUUUCCGUUUAUAUUCUCGCCGUGCAUUGGCUGUGAAAAUGCGCAUCAGUAUGCACAGUUGAUCUAUUACGCCGCUUUUGUAGUGAUCUUUCAGUUUGGCUGGGCAGCGGUGCAAAUAUCGCACCUGGCCUUGGUACCAGAGCUUACGCUUUCUGAACACGAGAGGACAGAGCUUAUAGCAAUAAGAUUUACAUUCACUGUGUUCUCCAAUGUGCUAGUUUACUGUAUCAUGUGGAGUAUACUGCACAUAACAAGUGGUCAAUAUGACACUCAGAUCGGGCCUGAUGAUAUCUACAAGUUUCAGAAGGUCGUUCUAAUCGGAAUGGCGACUGGCCUCGCAGCAUCUAUGAUAUUCCACUGUGUCGUCAAGGAAGGAGCUAAUGGCAGUGCCAAUGGUAGCCUCUUGCAAAGAAGUAGCAGAUCGGCGUCAACCUUACUGAAAGAUGUCAGAUUAUAUCAAGUAGCCUGGAUCUACAUGUUGACGCGACUGUUCAUUAAUCUGUGUCAGAUUUACAUACCUCUGUAUUUGCACGAAUCGCUGAACAUGCCCGCGACUUCUCUCGCUUACAUACCGCUGACGAUGUACCUGAGCAGCUUUCUGAUGUCCCUGAUCAUCGAGAGACUCAAUACGAAAUUGGGUCGAAAGAUUACGUAUUCGAUUGGCGCGCUGUUGGGAAUCUGUUCCUGCAUAUGGAUACGACUCGGUGAUGAUAAUGAAAACUACAUCAAAUAUCAGAUCUACGUUGUAGCGAUAUUGUUAGGUUCUGCCAGUGCGAUAAUGUUGGUGACUAGUCUCGGUGUUACCGCGGAUCUCAUAGGGAAACACACUGAGAGCGGUGCUUUUGCUUACGGAAUUAUGAGUUUUACUGACAAGCUCAGUAAUGGCCUGAUGGUUAUGCUCAUUCAGUAUCUAGUAAAACACUUGUCACAAGGAUACGCUAAUGAGUAUUACAGAAACAUUCUUGCAUACGUUUGUGGCUCAUCGGCGACACUUGCUCUGCUAAUGAUCUUGUACAUUAAACCGUUUUCUCAUGAUAUAAUUUUUGACACGUUGCACAAUCGGGAGGAGAGUUUUAUAGAAUCUUCAAACGAGAACUACACUAAUUCCUUUAGUCAACAACAAGAUAACGCUAAUGUACAGUGACCAUUUUCUAAUUAUACAUAUUUUAAAUUUACAUACUAAUUUCCUUCAAUCGCAAGAUGUACAUUAAUAUGUAUUUUGUAAAUAUGUAUACUAGCACACAAGAGAUGUGUAAAAAAAACUGCAAAGAUACUGAUAUUUAUAUUGUUGUUAACAAAAAAAUAAAUGCAACUUAUACAUUAUAAUGUUAUACAUUAUUAUGAACGAUUUCUAUAUGUAUUUGAAAUUUACAAUUGUGGAAUUGUUAUAUAUUUGGAUUUAUGUUUAUUAAAAAGA
Molecule: messenger RNA, 2257 nt
Organism: Pseudomyrmex gracilis
Lineage: Eukaryota; Metazoa; Arthropoda; Insecta; Hymenoptera; Formicidae
Product: major facilitator superfamily domain-containing protein 12-like
Exons: 8
Coding region: 512-1984 (490 amino acids)
Biological process (GO): carbohydrate transport
Cellular component (GO): membrane
Molecular function (GO): symporter activity
Source: RefSeq, a predicted model, not a curated record